Molecule: messenger RNA, 1431 nt
Organism: Acytostelium subglobosum LB1
Lineage: Eukaryota; Evosea; Eumycetozoa; Acytosteliales; Acytosteliaceae
Exons: 3
Coding region: 1-1431 (476 amino acids)
Molecular function (GO): zinc ion binding; protein binding
Source: RefSeq, a predicted model, not a curated record
AUGUCGCACGGAAGAGUAAAAGUGUUAAGUGAUGGUCAACUAUUCACAGAGUUGACAGCUGCUGGUGGCAAGCUUGUUGCCGUCGACUUCACAGCAACAUGGUGUCCACCAUGUCGUGCCAUCGGUCCCAUAUUCGAACAACUAUCCAAUCAAUAUACAAACGUUGUCUUCUUGAAGGUCGACGUUGACCAAUGCAGAAGCACAGCUCAACAAUGUGGCAUAUCUGCAAUGCCAACGUUCCAUUUCUACAUCAAGUCGACUAAAGUUGAUGAGUUUAGUGGAGCUGAUCCAAACAGACUCAAGCAAUGUAUCGAGAGACAUCAGACUAAUGAGGUGUCAACGUUCGCAACCCCCGGCAACGUACUUGGUCACGGCUCAGCAGGCUCCCCCGCAGCAGCCCAGCAGCCAGCAGCAGCCCGCCCAGCUCAACCAGAGAAGUUGCAACCCAAUGCCAAGAUGCUGGCCGAGCUUAUAGAGAUGGGCUUCCCAGAGAACAGAGCAAUCAAGGCUUUGUUGACCGUGAAGAAUCAAUCGGCCGAAACUGCAAUGGAGUGGAUCUUUGCCAACAUGGAGAAUCCCCAGAUCGACGAGCCAUUCGUCGAUCAGAGCGGCGGCGGUUCGACCACUACCACAACAUCAUCGUCUGACGACGCGCCAGAGGUCCACAAUGCGCUCUGUGACCUGUGUACAAAGCAAAUCAUUGGCAUCAGAUACAAGUGCAAGGUGUGUCUGAACUACGACCUGUGCCAGGCGUGCAAGGACAGCGGCAAGCAUCCGGCCGACCAUGAGAUGUCAGCACACAGCAAGGACAUUGCAAACUAUACGUUGACACCCGAGGAGAAGGCGCACCAAAAGAAGAUGCUGGACGAGAAGAUCCUGAUGCUGAGAAAGAAGAAGGCCGAGGAAGAGGCCAAGCGCGAAAUUGAGCGAGAGAUGUCCCGUCGUGAGUCGGGCAAACUUCAGCAGGACUCGGUGGAGAAAUGGAAGGAGCAACAGAACAAGCGUGAGGCUGACAAGAUCAAGAAGGAGAAGGAGGAUGAGGCACGAGCCAAGCAGAGGAUCCGUGACAAGAUCGCCCAGGACAAAAUGGAGAGAGCUGCCCGAGCCAAGUCUGGACCGGAUGCUUCAUCGCCAGUUGUUGCCCCGGCAGUCGCAGCACCCGUCGUCGUCCCUGUGGCAGCCCCCACCGCCGUGCCAGACGUCGUCAUGAUUCAAAUACGUAUGGCCGAUGGCAGCACAGUACGCGCCAACUUCAAGCCCAAGGACACUCUGCAGGACGUACACAGCUAUCUCUCUGCCAACGGACAGUCUGGUGCAUUCCGUCUGUCCACCACAUAUCCCAGGAAGAUAUUCGAUAGUUCUGAACUCAAGACCACUACAUUGUUGGAUGCUGGAUUGGUUCCAAAUGGUACAUUGAUGGUAACAAAGUAA